This is a messenger RNA of Dipodomys spectabilis (banner-tailed kangaroo rat), 2854 nucleotides long. Its product is annotated as arylsulfatase L-like. Lineage: Eukaryota; Metazoa; Chordata; Mammalia; Rodentia; Heteromyidae. The record is from RefSeq and is a predicted model, not a curated record. The transcript has 10 exons. Bases 1109 to 2848 code for a protein of 579 amino acids. Gene Ontology annotation, molecular function: arylsulfatase activity.
GUCCAUUAACCUGGAUGUGGACUGUGGCAGGGACCCAGAUAUGUGCUGGGCAGGACCCGGAUAUCACAUCCACAGGCCUGGCUGUGGCGUGUGGAGUCCCGGAUGUCAUGCUCCUCUCCUUCCACUGACAGGGUCUAGGACCCAGAUGUGGUGUGGGGAUCCCGGAUGUCAGGUCCCUCCACAUCCACUGAGGGUCCAGGACCAAGAUGUGGAAUGGGAACUACCCAGAUGUUAGGGACCUCCAGGUCCAUGAACCUGGAUGUGGGGUGAGUACCCAGAUGUUAGGGACCUCCAGGUCCAUGAACCUGGAUGUGGGGUGAGUACCCAGAUGUUAGGGACCUCCAGGUCCGUGAACCCGUAUGUGGGGUCGGUACCCAGAUGUUAGGGAUCUCCAGGUACGGGAACCCAGAUGUGGAGGCGAGUACCAGGAUGUUACUUAACUCCAGGUCCACUGGCAGGCGCCAGGACCCGGAUGUGAGGGGUUUGGACCCGGAUGUGAGGGUUGGGACCCAGAUGUGAGGGGUUGAGAGAGGUGGAACCCAGAUGUGGGCGGAGCGGGCACUCCACACCUUGGCCCCGGGCUCCAGCUGCGCUUUGGCCGUUGGGGUCCUUUCCCAGACUCGGAGGCAAUAAAGCAGCCAUGCUGCUUCUGGAUGGAAUUCUUCCUCACUUCCGCCCCCCAGCGCAGGCCAAGCCCUCCUGAGUCCCUCACUUCCUCCCCAGCCCAGGCCACACCCUCCUGAGCUCUGGCACGCCCUACUGAGCACAGGCCACGCCCCCUGGGCACAGGCCACGCUCCCUGACGGUCCUGACUCUUAUUGCAGCCCUCCAUGUAGUUCUCGAGGUUUCCCUCCUCCCCUUCCUCCUGCCUCUGCCAGGCCUGGCAAUUUCUUGGCGCCCAGCCCAGAAACUCCAGGCUUUUCCCUUUCUUCCCUGCCUUCCCCUUCAGCACCACAUCCUGUUCCUUUCCAAGGAACAAGGGGACUUUUAUUUUGGAGGGGGGUUGUGGAGUUCUGGCUGCUGGAGUGACGUGGACAUUUGACCCCUGCGAGCUUCCUGGCUGGCAGGGAGAGCAGCAGGCCCAGGCGCUGAUGGCAGAGAACUGUGGAUGUCGCACAGCAGCUGCGCAGCCCCACCCCUCGCCUUCCUCCUCCUCCUCCUCCCCCCUGUCCCCUGCGCAGGCCCCGCCCCCUCGCGCCCCAACUUCCUGCUGCUCUUGGCCGACGACCUGGGCCUGGGCGACCUGGGCAGCUUCGGGAACCGCAGCCUGCGCACCCCGCACCUGGACGGCCUGGCCCGGGACGGCGUGCGGCUGACCCAGCACCUGGAGGCAGCGUCCGUCUGCAGCCCGAGCCGUGCGGCCUUCCUGACGGGACGCUACCCUGUGCGCCUGGGCAUGGUGACCACCAACGGGGCGCGCGUGCUGCAGUGGGCAGCCGUGUCGGGCGGGCUGCCCACCUCCGAGAUCACCUUCGCCAAGAUCCUGCAGGAGCAGGGAUAUGCCACCGGCCUCAUAGGCAAAUGGCACCUGGGCCUCAACUGUGAGUCCCCCACUGACCACUGCCACCACCCCCUGAACCACGGGUUUGACUCCUUCUUCGGGGUCCCCUUCACCCUGAUGGGGGACUGCCUGCAAGCGGAGCCCUCGGAGAAGCGAGCGCGUCUGCAAGGGCCCCUGGACCUGGGGGCUCAGCUGCUGCUGCUUUCCCUGCUCUGCCUGGCCGCUGGGAAGGUCACGGGCCUGCUGGGCCUGCGCUGGGUGCCCUGGGUGCUGGGCCCCGGAUGUGGGGCCUUGCUCCUGGCCUGCACCUCCCGCCUCCUGGGUAUCUUCAUCGUCCAUGCUGACUGCUUCCUGAUGAGGGAUCACCAGGUCGUCCAGCAGCCUCUGAGGUUUGAGGCCAGCGCGGGGCUCUUCUUGCGGGAGGCUGAGGCCUUCAUCCACAGGCACCAGGCCCGCCCCUUCCUCCUCCUCGUCUCCUUCCUCCACGUCCACGUCCCGCUGGUCACCUCACCUGCCUUCCGGGGCCGCAGCGCGCACGGCGCCUACGGCGACAACGUGGAGGAGCUUGACUGGAUGGUGGGGCGACUGCUGGCAGCGCUGGACGGUGCGGGGCUGGGGCGCCGCACCCUCGUCUACUUCACGUCGGACCACGGUGCCUCACUGGAGGCCCGGGCUGGGGGCGCCCGCCUCGGGGGUUCCAACGGCGUGCACCGAGGUGGCAAAGGCAUGGGCGGCUGGGAGGGCGGCAUCCGGGUCCCUGGGCUGGUGCGCUGGCCCGGGACCCUGCCCGCAGGGCGCCUGGUGCCUGAGCCCACCAGCCUCAUGGACCUGUUCCCCACCGUGGUGCGCCUGGCCGGGGGCUGGGUUCCAGCGGACAGGGAGGUGGACGGCCGGGACCUGAUGCCCGCGCUGCUGGGGACGGCGCUGGCCGCAGGCCACGACUUCCUGCUGCACUACUGCGAGGCCCGGCUGCACGCCGUGCGCUGGUUCGACCGCCCAAGCCACACGGUGUGGAAGCUGCACUUCGCCACUCCACGCUUCGACCCGCCGGGCUCGGGCACCUGCCUCGGUUUCCCUGCCUGCGCCUGCUCGGGGCGGCGAAUGACCCGCCACCGGCGGCCACUGCUCUUUGACCUGACGGCGGACCCAGGGGAGACUCGCCCGCUGCAGGGCCCGAUGGCGACGCGCAGGCGCGUGGAGGCCGCGGUGGCCCGGAUGCUGCGCAUGCGCCGCCCCCUCGCGGCCCCGCCCCUCGCCCCUGCACACAACACCUGGAGCCCGCGCCUGCAGCCCUGCUGCUCGCCCGGACCGCUCUGUGCCUGCGACCACCUGAUCCCCGACCUCUGACCCCGA